AGUGCAGUGGCUCACUGCAACCUCGGCUUCCCGGGUUCAAGCGAUUCUCCUGCCUCAGCCUCCCGAGUACCUGGGAUUACAGGCGGCGCCACCACGCCAGGCUAAUUUUUGUAUUUUUGGUAGAGACGAGGUUUCACCAUGUUGGCCAAGCUAGUCUCGACCUCCUGACCUCAGGUGAUCCGCAAGCCUCGGCCUCCCAAAGUGCUGGAAUUACAGGCGUGAGCCACCGCGCCCGGCUACUGCGCGUUUUCUAAACCUUGGCUCCUACGUAUUUAUCAGAAGAGGGAGCGCAAUCUGUCUAUGACUUCCAGCCAAUGGCUACACUUCUUUUCUCAGCCCUCGUGCACUGUUCUUUUUUAACCAAUCAGAAACGUUAUUCAAACGUUUGCCCUCCUGGCUAAGUGCGCAGGCUCCUGGAAAGUUGUCUUCACUUCCGGGCCGCGGUCUAGGGCGGCUACGUGUGUUGCCAUAGCGACCAUUUUGCGUUAACUGGUUGGUAGCUUCUAUCCUGGGGGCUGAGCGACUGCGGGCCAGCUCUUCCCCUACUCCCUCUCGGCUCCUUGUGGCCCAAAGGCCUAACCGGGGUCCGGCGGUCUGGCCUAGGGAUCUUCCCCGUUGCCCCUUUGGGGCGGGAUGGCUGCGGAAGAAGAAGACGAGGUGGAGUGGGUAGUGGAGAGCAUCGCGGGGUUCCUGCGAGGCCCAGACUGGUCCAUCCCCAUCUUGGACUUUGUGGAACAGAAAUGUGAAGUUUUUGAUGAUGAAGAAGAAAGCAAAUUGACCUAUACAGAGAUUCAUCAGGAAUACAAAGAACUAGUUGAAAAGCUGUUAGAAGGUUACCUCAAAGAAAUUGGAAUUAAUGAAGAUCAAUUUCAAGAAGCAUGCACUUCUCCUCUUGCAAAGACCCAUACAUCACAGGCCAUUUUGCAACCUGUGUUGGCAGCAGAAGAUUUUACUAUCUUUAAAGCAAUGAUGGUCCAGAAAAACAUUGAAAUGCAGCUGCAAGCCAUUCGAAUAAUUCAAGAGAGAAAUGGUGUAUUACCUGACUGCUUAACCGAUGGCUCUGAUGUGGUCAGUGACCUUGAACACGAAGAGAUGAAAAUCCUGAGGGAAGUUCUUAGAAAAUCAAAAGAGGAAUAUGACCAGGAAGAAGAAAGGAAGAGGAAAAAACAGUUAUCAGAGGCUAAAACAGAAGAGCCCACAGUGCAUUCCAGUGAAGCUGCAAUAAUGAAUAAUUCCCAAGGGGAUGGUGAACAUUUUGCACACCCACCCUCAGAAGUUAAAGUGCAUUUUGCUAAUCAGUCAAUAGAACCUUUGGGAAGAAAAGUGGAAAGGUCUGAAACUUCCUCCCUCCCACAAAAAGGCCUGAAGAUUCCUGGCUUAGAGCACGCGAGCAUUGAAGGACCAAUAGCAAAUUUAUCAGUACUUGGAACAGAAGAACUUCGGCAACGAGAACACUAUCUCAAGCAGAAGAGAGAUAAGUUGAUGUCCAUGAGAAAGGAUAUGAAGACUAAACAGAUACAAAAUAUGGAGCAGAAAGGAAAACCCACUGGGGAGGUAGAGGAAAUGACAGAGAAACCAGAAAUGACAGCAGAGGAGAAGCAAACAUUACUAAAGAGGAGAUUGCUUGCAGAGAAACUCAAAGAAGAAGUUAUUAAUAAGUAAUAAUUAAUAACAAUUUAACAAAAUGGAAGUUCAAAUUGUCUUAAAAAUAAAUUAUUUAGUCCUUACACUGAG
Messenger RNA from Gorilla gorilla gorilla (western lowland gorilla), 1734 nucleotides. It is a transcript of the gene CFAP36, whose product is annotated as cilia and flagella associated protein 36. Gene Ontology annotation, cellular component: ciliary base; axoneme. NCBI's taxonomy places the organism in Eukaryota, Metazoa, Chordata, Mammalia, Primates, Hominidae. Bases 634 to 1662 code for a protein of 342 amino acids. The record is from RefSeq and is a predicted model, not a curated record. The transcript is spliced from 10 exons.